This is a messenger RNA of Myxozyma melibiosi, 1069 nucleotides long. RefSeq names its product flavoprotein. The transcript has a single exon. NCBI's taxonomy places the organism in Eukaryota, Fungi, Ascomycota, Lipomycetes, Lipomycetales, Lipomycetaceae. Gene Ontology annotation, molecular function: FMN binding; phosphopantothenoylcysteine decarboxylase activity. Gene Ontology annotation, cellular component: phosphopantothenoylcysteine decarboxylase complex. Gene Ontology annotation, biological process: coenzyme A biosynthetic process. The record is from RefSeq and is a predicted model, not a curated record. The coding region runs from base 64 to 957 and encodes 297 amino acids.
ACCACAGAACAGCACUACUCUGCACUCCACAGCUCUGCACAGACUGCAUUCACAGAACACACAAUGUCGGUGUCCUUCGCAGACAACCUCCCGACGCCGCCGUCGCCGUCCGAAGAAAAGACAGAGCCAAAAGUGUCGGCCCCGCACCCCAACCUGCCGCUCAACGACGGCAAGUUCCACCUGCUUCUCGCGGCCUCGGGCUCGGUCGCGUCGAUCAAGAUCCCGCUGAUCGUCGAGAAACUGUACAGGAUCUACGAGCCCUCGCGGAUCUCGAUCCAGAUCGUGGUGACGAGCUCGGCCGAGCGCUUUCUGCCCGCGGCGGAUAAGCCCCUGCCGGCCGCCAUCCGGCUCUGGCGCGACUCGGACGAGUGGACGACGUGGGGCGACCGCUCGGAUCCGAUCGUGCACAUCGAGUUGAGGAGAUGGGCGCAUCUGCUGCUGAUCGCGCCGCUGUCGGCCAACACGCUCGCAAAGAUCUCCGGCGGCCUCUGCGACAACCUGCUCACGUCUGCCGUGCGCGCGUGGAACCCCGCGGUCCCGAUCCUGCUCGCGCCCGCAAUGAACACAUACAUGUACAACAACCCGAUAACAAAGCGGCAGCUGCGCCUCAUCUCUGACGAAAUGCCGUGGAUCGAGGUCCUCAAGCCUGUCGAGAAAGUGCUCGCGUGCGGCGACAUCGGCAUGGGCGGCAUGCGCGAGUGGUCGGAUAUCGUCGAGAUCGUGGUGUCGCGGUUCCCGCCGUCGAGCUUCCCGCGCAAGUCCGAGCUGCAGCCGCUCGUGGACGAGAACGGGCUGACGCACGAGAAGCAGCAUCGGAAUCAUCCGCCGACCGGGGCCGCGGGCGAGCUUACGGGACAUAUCAGGUUCGAGGACGAGCUCGAGGCCGAGAGCAAUGCCAGCGAGACUGGGAGCGAGGGCCGGCCGCAUCCGUUUAAAGAGUCACAUACGUCUGGCUAGUUCUUUUUCUUCUUCUAUUUGUGUAUUCUUGUUUUCUUGUGGGCUUAGAUAUUGCUUUCGGUGUUGAUGGGGUCUGUUAUUGUCAUAUGCGAGUUUAUAAUAUUCAAACAGU